UGAUGGAGGAAUUUUCAUUGUGAAUUUUUCACUUCAGCUAUUAUUUUUGUGCGUGGAAAACUUUUGCACAUUUAAAACAUUAAUUAAAUGUGUUUAUUAUUUUCUUUAUAUUUUAAAAAAUAAUGCUUAAAAUUCGGUAAAAUCAUUUGUUUUACGUUGAAAACUUAGAAAUAAUGUACUGAGAAGAGUGUCGAAAAAUCAAUUCUUUCACAACUACAACAACAAACAUUCGUCUUCAACAUGCAGACAGUCAAUUUAUUUUUAUAUACGCCAUUGGUAGCGCUAGUGCUCCUCUUGACUUGCUGCCGUACAACCGUGGGCAUGGAGCAAGCGGCUGUAGGUGAACUGUUUUCAUAUAAAAUUGAACCACUACUCUUCAACUGGACUAAUCAAGUGAUCAGCGAACAAUUUCGUUAUCGUGUCUCAUUAGAGGGUUACCCCGAUUUGCCUUCUUGGUUGCGCUAUAAAUACAGUCAUGAAUACCAUGCUGGUUUUCUCUACGGUACACCAACUGAGCGUUUGGCUGCUAAAACCGUGCGUUUGGAUAUUGUUGCUCUGAAUAAGCAGAAUUAUGAAACGCGUCUAGCUAAGUUGUCUAUAUAUGUAACGGAAAAAUUACCAUCAUUAAAUGUAAUACAAAUGAAAAUUGAUAAUUUAAAUUGGGUACAUCUAAUGGAUCCAGGACGUGUGGAGAAUUUACGAAAUAUUUUCCGUAAAGAUUUGUGGCCGGAAAGUGAAAAUGAUUUGAGUAUAGUUUUCAUGGAAUCGGCGGUGAAUAUGGGCGGACGUCUGCCAUUGCGACCACAACAACGAGAGGGCGUCGUUGUGCAUCUUGGUAGUUCUGCUCGAUUUUCUGCACGUCUGAAAGAACUACAAGAGGAAGUACGUCCCUUAUAUAAGCUUAGCACUUGCACCUAUAAACGCACAUCUGUGCAAAAGGUAUUCGAAAAUGCUGGUUUCAAAUUGGAUUGGUGUGCUUUUAAGACAGUCGGCGCUGAUAUAUCGCCGGAAAUACUGUUUCACAAUUAUGGUCAUAAGAAUCAUCAUGAAAAUUUCAAACGUACUGACCGCUGGUUGGGUAUUUCACGUGAAGAUGUGCCAGAUCGCAAUUAUAUUGAUGAAUUUGCCUUUGCCUUUGCUAUUCCUGGCAUGAUUUUCGCUAUACUUGUGGGCAUAUUAUCAGCAGCGCUGUGCUUUCAAUACGAAAAGUUAUAUGAUCCAUACUCAGAAUUUUUCUUUGAGAAUAUUUUUCAUAUUUGUGAGGAGUCUUUUGAAAAGGAAAAUGAAUGUGAUUCCGUCGUGAUGGAAAGUGAAACAUCUUCGACAUAUCAUCCCACCACUUCAACUGUGCAAAUGGUGCAAUGUACGGAUAACAAUACAGAUCAGCCGGUUACCACUUUAAAGAGUCUGAAGGAUCCGAAUUGCUUGUUGGAUAAUAUCAGCAUGCAUUCUCACAGCCCCAAUAAUAGCUACUAUCAAACUGACAGCGCAUCUAACACAUAUUUACGUCCUAAGCCGCCACCAUAUAAGGGUGGCACCUUGAAUCGUAAUGGCGUGGACAUUUGACAAUCAAACCCAAGAAUAUUGUAUUGCUGAGAUUGAUAAAUCAAAUAUGAAAAUUGUCAUAAAAUAUAGUCACUUUACAUUACUUAAAAAAACAUGUCAUAUCAAUGUACUUACAAUAUAAAAUUACAUACAUACAUACAUAUCUGUGGUAAAGCGGAUAUUAAACCAAUAUACAUACAUACAUAUGUACUUACCUAUUAUGUAUUAACCGUAGUACGAGAAUGUUUUCUCGCAUAGUUGUAGUUGUUGUUGUACAACGAAUAUUAAAAAAACUAGCACAGUAAAUUAUGAAUAUAAUCAUUAUUUAUCUU
Messenger RNA from Ceratitis capitata (Mediterranean fruit fly), 1877 nucleotides. It is a transcript of the gene Scgalpha, whose product is annotated as epsilon-sarcoglycan. Gene Ontology annotation, molecular function: calcium ion binding. Gene Ontology annotation, cellular component: sarcoglycan complex; membrane. NCBI's taxonomy places the organism in Eukaryota, Metazoa, Arthropoda, Insecta, Diptera, Tephritidae. Bases 241 to 1566 code for a protein of 441 amino acids. The record is from RefSeq and is a predicted model, not a curated record. The transcript has 5 exons.